Molecule: messenger RNA, 7638 nt
Organism: Camarhynchus parvulus
Lineage: Eukaryota; Metazoa; Chordata; Aves; Passeriformes; Thraupidae
Gene: YTHDF1
Product: YTH N6-methyladenosine RNA binding protein 1
Exons: 4
Coding region: 110-1816 (568 amino acids)
Biological process (GO): mRNA destabilization
Cellular component (GO): cytoplasm
Molecular function (GO): mRNA binding; N6-methyladenosine-containing RNA reader activity
Source: RefSeq, a predicted model, not a curated record
GGCGCCGCCGCCGCCCCUCCGCCAGGCCCCGGAGCUCCGCGCCGCGCCGAGCGGCCCUGCCUCGUCCCCCGGCGCUCUCUGCUGAACCACGGGGCCCUGUGCAUGAAUUAUGUCUGCCACAAGCGUUGACCCUCAGAGACCGAAAGGACAGGAUAAUAAAGUACAAAAUGGUUCGUUACAUCAGAAGGACACAGUUCAUGACAACGAUUUUGAACCUUACCUUUCCGGGCAGUCAAAUCAGAACAGUAGCUAUCCAUCAAUGACUGAUCCUUAUCUGUCCAGUUAUUAUCCACCAUCUAUUGGGUUCCCCUAUUCUCUCAGUGAAGCACCAUGGUCUACAGGAGGAGAUCCUCCUAUCCCUUAUCUCACCACCUAUGGACAGCUCAGUAAUGGGGAUCAUCAUUUUAUGCACGAUGCCGUUUUUGGACAGCCUGGGGGUCUGGGAAAUAAUAUCUAUCAACACCGCUUUAACUUCUUCCCUGAAAAUCCUGCCUUCUCAGCUUGGGGAACAAGCGGAUCCCAAGGACAGCAGACACAAAGCUCAGCAUAUGGGAGCAGUUACAGCUACCCACCCAGUUCUCUGGGGGGUACCAUUGUGGAUGGACAAACAGGAUUUCAUAAUGAUACAUUAAAUAAAGCUCCUGGAAUGAACAGUAUUGAACAGGGAAUGGUUGGACUUAAGAUUGGUGGAGAUGUUACGACUUCUGCAGUGAAAACAGUAGGUUCUGUUGUUAACAGUGCCGGGAUGACAGGCGCCCUCUCUGGCAAUGGUGGAUCUAAUGUAAACUUGCCAGUAUCUAAACCAACCUCUUGGGCUGCUAUUGCCAGCAAGCCUGCAAAACCACAGCCUAAAAUGAAAACAAAAUCUGGACCUGUAAUCGGAGGAGCGUUGCCUCCUCCCCCUAUAAAGCAUAAUAUGGACAUAGGUACUUGGGACAAUAAGGGUCCUGUGGCAAAAGUUCCUGCCCCCCAACAGAUACCUUCUCCUCAGUCUGUUCCACAGCCACAGCAACCAAUUGUUCAGCCUGUUCCAGCUCAGCCUCCUCCAUUGACUCAGCCACAGUAUCAGACCCCUCAGCAGCCACCCCAAAACCGCUGGGUAGCUCCUCGCAACAGAAAUGCAGCUUUUGGCCAAAGUGGAGGAACUGGGAAUGACACCAACUCAGCUGGCAGCACCCAGCCCAACCCCGUUCCGAGCGGUGAGUCCCAUCCUGUCCUUGAAAAACUGAAAGCUGCUCACAGCUAUAACCCUAAAGAUUUCGAAUGGAACCUUAAAAAUGGACGUGUGUUCAUAAUAAAGAGCUAUUCCGAGGAUGAUAUUCAUCGUUCCAUUAAAUAUUCUAUUUGGUGUAGUACGGAACACGGCAACAAACGCCUGGACAGCGCUUUUCGCUCCAUGAACAGCAAGGGCCCCGUGUACUUGCUGUUUAGUGUCAAUGGCAGUGGACACUUCUGUGGAGUAGCAGAGAUGAAAUCACCUGUGGACUAUGGCACCAGUGCAGGUGUCUGGUCUCAGGACAAGUGGAAGGGGAAAUUUGAUGUCAAGUGGAUCUUUGUGAAGGAUGUGCCCAACAACCAACUGAGACACAUCAGGCUGGAGAACAAUGACAACAAACCCGUUACAAACUCCCGUGAUACACAGGAGGUGCCCUUAGAAAAAGCAAAACAAGUGCUUAAAAUUAUUGCUACUUACAAGCACACGACCUCCAUCUUUGAUGACUUUUCUCAUUAUGAAAAGCGCCAGGAAGAGGAGGAGGUGGUGCGGAAGGUAAACUUAUUAAAAAAUUUAUUUUAUACACAGAUAUGGGGAAAAUGAAAUGUGAAGGCUGCUAUGGUGGAAAAAUGUAAGUAGGAAUUCAAAAUGUUUUUAAUACAUCUCAACUUGAUGGUUUCUUGUGUGUUUAACAACACAAAUCUGAUGCAUAUUUCUUUGUGAGAGUUUCACAAGUCAAUGCAUUUCAAAGCAGAAAGCUAAGCAGUAAUGCGGGUAAAGGACUUUAUGUCCAGUUUAUUGGAGUUUGAUUUAUUUUUUUAUCUUAAAAUGGUUAAUAGAAAAUAGUUUCUGUUUCAGAAUUGGGUUCUGCCAGUGAUUGUCACUUAAGUUUUUUGCCUUAAAUACGAGGUGUUUAAACACUGUUUGACUGGAACUGGGCUAUCAAAAUUGAUACCUGUACUGGUAUUUGAAAUUUGUACAUCACCUUUAAGAAUAAGAAACCUGAUUUUGUUUAUUCAGUUUAUCUCUCUGGAAAAGAAAGAGUUGCAUAAUAUUGCUGGAAUAGUGCUAGAAAGAGUGCAUUUAUGCUGCUGAAGUCACGUGUAUUAUUUGGAUAAAUAAAGGUUUUCAGUUCCCAGGUUUAAUCUGUCUACUAAUUCUUGAAGUUUUGAGUGAAGAUGUAGUGAGAGAAGUCUGGGCAGUAAUUGGGAGAGUGUAAUAAAACUUUCCAUACACUUUCAUGGCUCUAAGUCUGCCACAAGGGAUCUCUGUCCCUCUCCAUCCCACUACCUCAGUUUCAAGAAUGCCUUUCUCUAAUUAGGCAGUCUAGAAGUAAUGACCUGACAAAAUAAUAGGUGUCAGCAUGUGUAGUUGCUACUGAAGUAACACUUAAAUUUGCUUGGUCUUGAUAGUGUUUCCUAGACCUUUUUUGUAUAGCAUUGCAAAUACAGCAUUCGUUUGACAGGCUGGUUUAGUUUAGGGUAGCUCAUACUUUUUUUAAGAUGUUUUUAAAGCAAAGACUUAAUGCAUAUUCCUGUGGCUUAAAUUCUAAAAUUGCCAUUUUAAAGUUUUUAUUGCCAUUUUAAAGUGUAGAUAAAAUUACUUGAAACUGUCUUCAUAGAAUGUACCUUUAAAUUAUAUGAGAAAAGGAGUUGAGUGUCUUUAAAACUUUGUGGCUGAACUUUUCCUGGCCAUGAUAGAUGUGCAUAGCUGACCUCAGCACGGCAGGGAAGGACAGCUUAAAAUUGCAAGUUUUUCUUGUAUACUCCCUGUGGGAUUCCACAAAGUAAAACCUAAAGGGCUUUACUUGAAUACUUCAUUCCUUCAGUAGAUAAUUAGCAAUUCAGCAUUUAAUGUGGAGAGGUGUUCCCUUAUGCAGGAGAGAGUCCUGACAAAGUGAGGCAGCCUGGGUUCCUCUGCCCCGUGUUUGUGGUGUAGUGGGGUGUGAUUGGUUUGAGUUUUUAAUUCUCUCUCCCUGUGCUCUGCUGCCAAGGCUGGAGGGGAGAACUGUGGGUGUUUAAGAAGUGAGAGCACAGGGAAAGUGAUAACAGAUCUAGUCCUGCACAGAUAAAUCCCUGGCCUCAGCAGGAUCCCAAUGGUGACACAAAGAACAGAAUUCCUGUGCUUUGUAGGAUCUCAGAGGACUGGUGUUUGACUGUUGAGCUGAUCUCAUUUUGGGUUUAUUUAAUAAACACAACUAAUUCCCACUGUCUGCAAAAAUAUUCUUACCCAGGUUACUGCUUUAUUUAUAACAGGAUCAGUUUUUCAAAAUAAUGCAUUUUCCUUCCUCAUUUAAAACAGAGGCUCUGGCUUGUAUUACACAUUCACAAAAUAACCUAUGAAGUCUAAUUUACUAUUUCUUAGAUUCCCCUGAAUAGCUUAGAAAAUGGGACACCAAAGUACACUGAGGAAGGUAGUAGUGCUAGAGAGCUAAAGCAGAGCAGCAAUGAAGGAAUGAAAAAUAAGAUGCUGCUUGUCAGGUUGCACUCUAUAAAACUUGAUUGGAAAGUCACUAUAUUUUACCCUUCAUUCAUAAAAUGAAUUUUAGAAGUCCAGUUUGAUUACUAGAAGAGUUUGUUUUUUUACAGGAUAUGUACAUACCUAAAGUUCUUAUUGUUAAGACGCUUGUGCUGUUGAAGUUCAAACCUUCCUGUUAACAAAGUUAGUCUUCCUAUGACAGUAAUUUUUGAAGAAUCUUAUUGCCAACAACCUUAUCUUACAACCUAAUUGACAUUUUCAGAUAGUUGUUGGUAUAUGUGCCAUCUUAACUGGUUUUCAGAUUGCUGGGUUUAACUCAUUAUACUCUUCUUUAGCUGUAAAAUCAUUGAAAUUUUGUGCUUCCAUUUCACUGCUGUUCUGAUUACAAAGGGACACAGUUCUUAAAAAGCUGUACAUGGAGAGCUUAAAUGACACAAUUUCAUUUAUACACAAAUAUUUAGUAGAGAAUAAUAAUGUAAUCUGUGCAGGGCAAGCCACUGGCAUUUGAGCUCCUUAAGUGGUUCCAGUUUGUUGCUAACCAGCAUUUCCAUGGCUGCUGUGUGCAGAGCCAGCUCCAGCUUGUGCUGCUGAGUUUAAAUGAUGUAGGAGCCUCAGUGUCAGUGCCAAAUCAUCCAGUGAGGCUUUGGCAGGUACAAUGCUGGAUGAAAUUCUUCCAAGUGCCAAAGAUUGAUCACUUUGCAGCAUUGCUGAAAGAAGGUAUCCCUCCAGAACUGAGAGAAGAUUUGGUCAUGCUGGGAUAGAAGUGCAGCUUUUGAUUUGCCACACUGAAAUACUUGACCAGAAACUGGGAGGGGAUUUGGGUCUGGAAUGAAAUAGCAGAACAGUGAGUGGCAUGAAUUCUCACAUGACCCUCACAGCCUUUUUCAGUCAUUUCCAGAGCUGCUUCUGUCAUCAAAGCCCAUGCUCUGAAAACUGUAAAAAAGUUGUGAUAUGUGAGAGAACUUCUUUAAAAAAAUAGAGUAUAAUGUGGCAUUAGUUAUUAAUAUUUCCUAAAAGCAUGCCAUCAGAGCCUUAACAAAGUUGUUUUCCAAAGUUUAAAAGCUUGUGAAGACAAACUUGUUGCAAAUCUUGGUACUUUACAGGUGACAGAUGAGCUGUGAGCAGCUCAGGCUCCCAGAUCUGCACCACAGCAGAUGGUCCCAGUUGCUGUGCUGUGCUGCUGUUCUGUCACCUCUGAUUCAGGCAAGGCACUCAGCUCUACACCUUGGUGUUGUGUUGGCAGAGCUGCACAGUCUCAGAAAGCUCCUGAAUCACCAAGAUUACCAGUUCUGCUUUAGGUGAUUAAAUACUGAAAAGUGUUGGCUGGUGUGUGUUGCUACUUGGAAAUACUCAUUUCCUCCAAGCACUGGGUGAUUCCUUUCAGUGAUGAGCUUUCUGUGAACACAGUCACUGAACUUAAAAUUAUGGAAUAUUGUCCUUCCUCCAAAGCACUAGUUAAAAAACAUAUUUUAAGAUUAAUACCAUGUUCCUGAGAUAAAGAAAACAUUUCUAUUUUUGUGUCUGAAGAUGAAUGCUUUGAUCCCACUGACUUUAACCAAGUUUAGUAGGAAAGUUGAAGCUACUUUAGCCUGAGGUGAAGAGAACAGAAGUUUGACAGGGAUGAGUGUCUCCAAGGUGGAAAUCACUGCAAGUUUUGUGGAAACCUAUUUUCCCUGUGUCUGAAGACCACACAGAUUAGUGUCCUGAAGGAGAAGUGUGCAGCUGGAGCUCUCCUGUGAGAUAUCAAGAGUAUUCCACUGGAGAAGAGAAGCUGAAGGCUCCGGAUCUUCAGAACCGAAAUGAGCACAGCUUUGUUAGCUGCUUACAAAACUGUUCUUGCUUGCAGUAGUGCUAAAUAGCAGUAAGGAAGAGAAUUUGAGAGUUAGAGCUUCUAAAAAGGAACCAUGCUCAAGAGCACGAAGAAUUGUUGCAUCAGUUUAUGUGGUUUCAGACAUUUUUAAAGAGGAAGACUCAGAUUAGCCCCCAAGAGAGAAAGCAAAAAGCAAGGUAGGAGGAACUGCUUGGGAACUUGCUCAGUAAAGAGCACUUUUUUCUGAAUUAGAGUCUGAGCUGAGUUUCUGAAUGCCAUGAGCACUUCAGGUGGAUGUCUCAGGUGCUAGCCUGCCUCUUUUAUGUGGGGCUAGUCCAUGAGAAUGGAAAACUUCCAUUUCUAAAGAAAGUGGAAUUAGGGAGGUCAGUGGAUGACUACACAGAAAACUAAAAAUAAAUCCAAUAAAUUACAUGAGGUGGCAAUGGGAAAGAGUGGGCUCAUGAACAUGGUAGGGCUGUAAAGGGGAUGUGCCACCUUGGAAAUGGAAGUUGGAAAGAGGAUGAAACAAUUACUCUUUUUGGAAGCCUGAAAAUGGAGUUGAUAUGAUUCAGUUCUAGAUACUUUGUAGCCACCUUUUGUUUGAAAUGUCAGGCAGACAUAAGCUCUUUUUAUUAAGAACAACAUGUAAUGUUCUGAUACUCUGCCGUUAGGAAAUGGCUUUUGCUGAUAAUUCAUCAUAGUUGAGAGUUAAAAGACAGGAGGAAUAGAUUUUUAUAAUAAAUUCUAUCACUUUACACAGCUUGUUUUGUUGAUUUGGUAAAACAACUUGGCUAUCUCUUCUGUCUUAAAUUAUAUAUUAAUAAUUCAUUCUGAAUUUUGCUGACUUAAUUUUAUUAUGAAAAUUAAAAUAUUAACAUUCUGCCUGGAGGCAGAAAUCAAUAUAUUCCGUUUUUAAAAAUCUCUUCUGAUUUUUAUGCUUUUAAGCUGAAGCAGCAAAUGCAGUUGUUACAUUUACAAUGGUUGGUAUAUUAGCAAGUAAGCUUUACAUCACAACAGAAACAAUUCUGAGAUGAACUUUAUACAGAGUGAGUCCACAAAGCAAAAUAUGAAGGUGUUAGUUCAGGAGAUGGCUGGUGGUAGUGCUUAAGCUAGUUCAUAAUUUCCUUUGGAAUAGGAUUUGGUGCCAUGUUGAUGUGUUUAAGUACAGAAUUGAGUCUUUCCAUGCCACUUCUGCCCUGUAAGCAGUAAAAAUGGGAAGGCUGAGUCCUUUCUGUUCAGUGUGCAGUGCUGCUCUGGCUGGAGGAUGCACAGGACUAAGGCACAGCAGCCUGGUUCUGUCCUGCUGUACUUGCACAUUCUGCGCUUGUGGGGCUCCUGGGACCCUGAGUGAGGAAGUGCCCUGUUCUGCUGGGCACUGCUCAGGUGUCUAUGGAGCCCUGUGCUGCUGGGAGGGCACAGGGUCACUGAUAUGUAGCUUGCUGCAGGCAGCCCCCAGCUCUAUCCCUUAGGUGACCUUUACUGGCUUCAGUAUUUGUGAUUAGCAGAAACUUGGGGAAAGGCUCAAAGACCCUCCCAGCAGCACUUUGGGACACCCUUGGUUGGUCAGUUCAGCUGUGCUGGGUUUUAUCAGACUAUGUAGAAACACAAAACUUUCCUUCUACCUGAUGUUGUUUCUAUCUAUCUCUUACCCCCAGGUAUUUCCCAGUGCUUCCCAGAAUAGUUGAACCUGUAGGAAGAAUUAGGGACAGAAUUUCUCGACAGCUCAAAUCUCUGCUUUUACUGAAUGUGACUAAACUCCAAAGUCAUUUGAGUGCUUCAAAAUUAGACCAGUUCUGUGGAGUUCACUAAUCUGCCAUCUGCUUUCUGCUCGUGUAUUGGUUGUGCUACUACUGCAGUAGCUAAAAUAAUCCAGAAAGUAGAAUAUUGCAGAUCCUGGUUCUCCUUAGGAGUGUUGAUAUUUUAUACCUUUCUGUCUCUGUGACCUUGGUUUGAAGUGACUGCAGGUAUUCAUCCAGAUGUUCCACCUGAGACUGCACUUAAAAACAUUAAAUUAUCAAGUCCUUGGGUUAGUUGGGUAUGCACAGUAUAUUUAUAAAAUGUAGCAGCAUUGUUUUAAGCGUGUAAUUAUCUGGGAUCACAUUAGUUCUGUUAAACUACUAAAAACUCUGCUUGUUCC